This is a messenger RNA of Rotaria socialis, 3516 nucleotides long. Lineage: Eukaryota; Metazoa; Rotifera; Eurotatoria; Philodinida; Philodinidae. The record is from the annotation of a GenBank genome assembly.
AUGACUGAAAUACAACCACUUCUGAAAACUGAUGACUCGAUAUUUAGCCAUGAUGAUCAUAAUUUUAAAAAAAACUCAUUAUAUACCGAACUUUUGGACUGGUGGCGAAGUUUAUUUUUAAAAAAACAUCAUGAUGAUUACGAAGAAACAAACAAUAUGAAUAAUACUGGAAUCAAAAGACCAUCUGUUGGGUUUUGUCAAUUUUUUCGUUUUGCUAACCGAAUCGAUUGGUUGAUGUCAUGCAUCGCAAUUUUUGCUGCUGCAUCGUAUGGGCUUUGUUACACAGGCCAAUUGUUUGUUUCCGGUAAACUCAUGGGAACAUUUGCUUUACAAUCCUUUUCAGAUUUUGGUCACCACCAGAUCCAGUGUAACUUACCGAACAUGACGAGUACUAAUAAAAGUUGUCCUCUUGGAAUCAACUUUAAUCUAUUGAAUGACACUGGAUUAAAAAAACUGUGCUAUAGUGCAAACGCUACAUCUGCAUCACCAUUAUUCAUGUCCAUGGUUGAGUUUCAAAAUGAUGUUAUGAAUAAAAUUUACUGGUUAAUUGCUAUUGCCAUCAUUCAAUUCAUUUGUCUUUUCACAUUCAAUUUUCUUUUUAAUCUUACUGUUCGACGCCAGGCAGUACGCAUGCGCGUUUGCCUUUUUGAAACCCUUGUUCAGCAGAGCAUGUCCUAUUUCGAUACUAAUUCAUCUCGGCAGUUCAAUGCCGCACUAUUUGACAAUAUCGAAAAAUUCAUCACGGGUAUCAGUGGUGAUUUAGGUAUAGCGAUUGCAACAUUGGUCUUCUCAGUUAGUUGUGCUGUUACAUCAGUGAUUAUUUAUUGGCAAUUGGCGUUGAUUUUAAUGUGCAUUGUACCGUUGUUAAUUGUUUCUUUGUAUGCUUUUAUGAUGCUCACUGGCAAAGAAGCGGCGGUCGAGUUAAAUGCCUACGCAAAAGCUGGAGAGAUUGCUCAGGAAGUAUUCAGCUCUCUUCGUACUGUGCUUUCACUCAACGGUGCACAUUUUGAACAAAAUAGGUAUCAGCAAGAACUGCAUAGAACUCAUUGGAGCAGUGUACGCAAAGGUGUUGUGUAUGGUCUCUUUGAAGGUUGGAAUUCCUUUACACUCUAUAUGAUUUAUGCUCUUGGUUUUCUAUUCGGUUCUAUCCUGAUGCACGAAGAAGGACGAAAUAAAUUAAAUAUCGGUACUAUUAUUCUUGUAAUUACUCUUUUUACACAAGGAAUUUAUUUAAUUGGCAUGAUUGGUCCUUGUUUGCAAGCGCUUGCUGAAGCGCAAGUGGCUAUCAAAGAAGUUUUUCGACUGAUAGAUGAGACAAACGGGACAGACGAUAAUGAAACAAAAGUAUGGCAAGAUAGCGAUAAUGAAAAUACUACAGUGGAUUUUAACGGUGAUAUUUGUUUUGACAACGUCACCUUUGAAUAUCCUACCCGUCACCAUACCACUGUUUUACAAAAUCUCACAUUUGUUGCACGUGCCGGUGAGACAACUGCAUUAGUAGGAUCAAGUGGCAGUGGUAAGAGCACCUGUAUGUCACUUUUACUUCGGCUCUAUGAGCCAUCGUCCGGGAAUAUCACUAUUAAUGGAAAAUCAAUUAGGGACUACAAUGUUAAAAAACUUCGACAAAGCAUUGGCGUUGUCAAUCAGGAACCAAUUCUUUUUGACACAACCAUCUAUGAAAAUAUUCUCUAUGGUAAUAAAAAAGCUACACGAUCUCAAAUUGAAGAAGCAGCACGUGAAGCAAAUGCUCACAAUUUCAUCAUGCAACUAACUGAAAAAUAUGACACAUUAGUUGGAGAGCGUAGUAUUCAACUAAGUGGUGGUGAAAAACAACGCGUGGCACUGGCUCGUACUCUUGUCAAACAGCCAGUGUUGCUGUUAUUAGAUGAAGCAACAAGUGCGCUUGAUAAUAUCAAUGAAAAUAUUGUACAGGAAGCUCUUUCUCGAACAUGUAAAAAUCGAACAACCAUCGUAAUUGCCCAUCGUUUAGCAACAGUUCGACAUGCUGAUUGCAUCUAUGUAUUAGAUAAAGGAAAAAUAGUCGAGAGUGGUACGCAUGAGACAUUGAUGUCACAAGAAGGAAGCAAAUAUCGAGAAAUGGUUCAGGUUCAACAACUAGAAACGAUAGAAAAUGACGACGAUAUUAGAUGGAACCAAGAGCAAUUGAAAGAUGAAAAUGAAAAACAGACAUGGGAGCGAUCUCGUCUGCUAAGUGACAUUCAAGAUGCCAAUAGGGAUAAAAAGAUUGCAUUAUCUACAAGUGGAUACCAUAUUUUUCUAAAAAUAUUGGCUAUGAAUAGACCGGAAUGGAACAUAAUUUUGGUAGGCUGCUUGGCUUGUCUUACUAGUGGCGCUAUUCAAUCAAUUGGUAUCGUCUUACUUACCAAAAUGGUUUAUUUUACUGCUUUUGCCGUAGCUGGCUCAAAGUUAACACAACGUGUUCGAUCAAAGGCUUUCACAUGUCUUCUUCGUCAAGAAGUUGCCUAUUUUGAUGAACCAGAAAAUAGUUCUGGUGCUCUUUGUGCACGUCUAUCAUCAGAUGCGAUGGCUCUCCAAGAAAUGAGUGGCACUCGAUUGAGCAUAAUUGUAGAAACAUUUUCUAUGCUUGCUUUUGGUAUUUCACUAGGAUUCUACUUCAGUUGGCAUUUGACACUAAUUGUUUGUGUCGUGCUUCCUAUCAUCAUUGCUUUUUGUGUUUUGGACAUAUAUUUACAGAUGAAAGUUAGUGAUGCCACUGGUCUUGCUCUUCAGCGUGCUAGUUCGGUCGACUUUCAUGGUGAGAUCGAAUUUAAUCAAGUUAAAUUUAUCUAUCCUUCUCGACCAAAAACGUCUAUACUGAAUAAUCUUCAGUUGACUAUUAAGGCUGGUCAACGCGUAGCUCUCGUUGGUCCAUCUGGUUGCGGCAAAUCAACGAUUGCUCAACUCUUAGAACGAUUUUAUGAUGUUACUAGGGGCCAACUACACCUUGAUGGUAUCGAUAUUCGUCAGCUCAAUAUUAAAUGGAUUCGUUCGCGUCUCGGUCUUGUUAGUCAGGAGCCUGUCUUGUUUGGAAUGACAAUAGCAAAGAAUAUCGCUUAUGGUAAAGAGAACAUUUCAAUGGAAGAGAUUAUGGAUGCAGCCAAUAAAGCAAAUAUUCAUUCGUUUAUACAACAGUUACCAGAAGGCUAUGAGACCAAUGUUGGCAGAAAGGGAAGCCAAAUGUCAGGGGGUGAAAAGCAACGUAUUGCUAUCGCUCGUAUACUUGUUCGUCGACCUAAAGUAUUGAUACUAGACGAGGCAACAAGCGCCAUGGACUCGUACAAUGAACAGGUGGUACAAGAAGCACUUGAAAGGGCACAAGACGAAGAUCCUAGUCGAACAUCGGUGAUUAUUGCUCAUCGUUUGUCGACAAUACGUUCAUGCGACGUUAUUUGUGUAAUAGGAAAAGGGCGUGUUAUGGAGAGUGGAAGCCAUGCAGAGUUAAUUCAACAACGUGGAGUCUACUACCAAAUGUAUACACACAAUGGAUCAAGCUGA